CUGCGCGCCACCGGGAAGCCUCCCUGCAGCUAUCUUCGCCGGAGGUGGUUUCCGGGGCCGCGGUUCUCCUCGGCGGGUUCGCGCCUUCGUCGCGGUGUCGGUGUGGAGCAGCCUUUCCAGGGCUGUUUGGACAUCUCGGAGUACAGCGGAUUGCGAUAGGUUUCCACUCCCGAAGUCCUGCCUCCUCCUGGGGAUGCUGCACUUGUUAGUGGCAGGCUUCUUUUGAAUUACCGCACCUCAGGAGUUGCGGCGCCUGCAUCUCUGGAGCCGCUGGGGUGAAGAGCCACCGUGGUUUUAGUCGUCUAGGGGAGAGUAGCUGUAUUUGGGAUCUCAGAUCUCGCCAUUCCUGCAUUCCAGGUUGCAGCUCUACGCUUCUCACCAAAGGACAUGGAAGAAAAUGAAAACAGCCAGUCUCCAACAACAAGCUACCAAUAUCCCAAAGAAACAGUAAGGAAGCGCCAAAAUUCAGUACAGAAUUCAGGAGGAAGUGUGUCUUCUAGGUUUUCCAGGAAAAGCUUCAAACUCGAUUAUAGACUAGAAGAAGACGUAACUAAGUCGAAGAAAGGAAAAGAUGGGAGAUUUGUUAAUCCGUGGCCAACGUGGAAAAACAUCUCUAUUCCACAUGUCCUUAGGUGGCUGAUAAUGGAGAAAGACCACAGCAGUGUCCCAGGCUCCAAAGAGGAACUUGACAAAGAGCUCCCAGUGCUUAAGCCAUAUUUUAUCAGUGACCCUGAGGAAGCCGGUGUGACCGAGGCUGGCUUACGAGUCACGUGGCUGGGCCACGCGACGCUGAUGGUGGAGAUGGACGAGCUCAUUUUCCUCACGGACCCCAUGUUCAGCUCCCGCGCCUCUCCCUCGCAGUACAUGGGCCCGAAGCGAUUCCGCCGCCCCCCGUGUACCAUAAGUGAGCUCCCCCCAAUAGAUGCUGUCCUUAUCAGUCACAACCACUACGACCACCUGGACUACGGCUCUGUUCUGGCUCUGAAUGAGCGGUUUGGCAGUGACCUGAGAUGGUUUGUGCCUCUGGGUCUCCUCGACUGGAUGCAGAAAUGCGGCUGUGAGAACGUGAUCGAGCUGGACUGGUGGGAGGAGAAUUGCGUGCCCGGCCACGACAAGGUCACCUUUGUCUUCACACCUUCCCAACACUGGUGUAAAAGGACCCUCCUGGAUGACAACAGGGUCCUGUGGGGCAGCUGGUCUGUGUUGGGGCCUUGGAACCGGUUCUUCUUUGCUGGGGAUACUGGCUACUGCCCUGCUUUCGAAGAGAUAGGGAAGAGAUUUGGGCCCUUCGACCUCGCAGCUAUUCCCAUUGGAGCAUAUGAGCCAAGGUGGUUUAUGAAAUAUCAGCAUGUUGACCCAGAAGACGCUGUAAGGAUUCACAUCGAUAUUCAGACGAAGAGAUCGGUGGGAAUUCACUGGGGAACUUUUGCCUUAGCUAAUGAGCACUACUUAGAGCCUCCAGCGAAACUGAAGGAAGCUCUAGAGAGAUAUGGACUUAAGACUGAAGACUUCUUUGUCCUGAAGCACGGAGAGUCAAGAUAUUUGAAUACUGAUGACAAAGCUUUUGAAGAGACAUGAAAUGGGACUCUCAGGAAAACAAAUGAGAAGACUAAGAACUCGCAAAUAUUACACCAUUUUUCACGUGGAAACAAGUUCCACAAGUGUGUGUUUUGUUUUGCAUCCUAACUUGCCAACUGCCAAGACUCACAGAAACUGUGAGAGUCCAGGGAGGUCAUUCAAGGAACUGUCCGACGUAGACUUAAAGAAAUACCAAUGACACAAACAUUGCAAUAUAUUAUUUUUUAGCAAAACACUACAUUUUAGUGGUAGUAGAAUUUCUAAGGUUGUGAAAAAUGACAUUAAAGUUUCCUUUCUUUUUCUGUGAUUCAGGGCUUUCUCAAGAAGAGUGGAGCUUCCCUACCUACCUAGACUGUUCAGACAUACUCCCCUUUCUUAUAUUCAUACGAUAAAAUGAUAAUCGUGACUUCCACAUGCUGAAUGAGUGCUUCAGAUUUCACUGUCACAGGAUGAGCUUCUGGCCUUGGUGACACACGUCUACAAUCCCAGCACUCCAGGGGAUGAGGCAGAUAGGUCACAAGUUCAAGGCCAGCCAGAGCUACCAGGAAGACCCUGUCUCAGGAGGAAACAUUAGCUUCCGUGCCAAGUAUUAAGUGAUUUAUUUUGUUCAGCAUAAGAAUGUAGGUGUUUGGGCUAAGUGAUCAUUUUACAGUGGAAAGAAGCUCCUUGCAUCGGGUGCUCACAUUCCUGUGCACCCAUGAGCAUCUCCAGGCAGCACCUAUCCAGCUGCGCCCCAGGUCAAAGCUGAUGGUCAAAGGGAACAGUGUAGGUCUGAGAUGUGGGGGAGUUUAAAUUUCAAAGUCAGACACUCUGCUAGGCACACUGGAACCACAGCUAAGUGUUUCACACAUCCUAAAUGUGAAUACAUCAUGCACUUGGAAUUAAAUUUUAUUUUCUUCAUUUCCAUUUUAUACACACACACACACACAACACACACACACACAUAUAUACUUUUUUCCUGUUCUCUGAGCUCUAACCCCAAAUAUAACAAUAAGAUUUAUAAGUAUGUUUUACAUGACUUGGGCGUGUUAUAUAUUUUUAUAUUAAAUGACCUAUAAGCACAACUGUACCUUUUAGUAAGCCACUGUGAGAUAACAGUAGAUUUUCAAGCUUCUGGGUGUCUGCUGACCAGAGUCUUUGGCCAGUGUGCCUCUGCAUCCACAGUGUGUUGUGAACAGUCAGGAAGCGGGCUGCCCACGUGUUAGUGAGGACAAGUCCUGCUUCUGACUCAGACCAGUGAAAUCAACUUUCUUGGUACAAACACUGUAGGUUUCCUCUCUAUAUAAAGUAUUAUAUAGGGAGUACUAAAUACUUUGAUGUAUUUGCAUGGGUAUAUGCACGCUACACCUUGGCCUCUCUCAUCGGAAUUUCAUUACCCCGAAACAAGUGACUUGUAUUCAGACCCGACCUCACCACGUAGGGCAAGAGGACAAUGUUAACCUACCUCCAGAGGGGAGGAUAAUAGACUGCACUUUAGAAAUCUACAGAGAAAACUGUCUAAUACAGACAGGCAUGGUAGAAAGAGCCAUAGCAAUGUUUUUGGUAAUGCUUUGAUCUCAUUGCAACCACCAACUGGAGACUAACUUUAGUGAAUAGUAGCCAAUAUAAAUAAAUGAUCAUCAGAGUUUAGUA
This is a messenger RNA of Chionomys nivalis (European snow vole), 3210 nucleotides long. RefSeq names its product N-acyl phosphatidylethanolamine phospholipase D (gene Napepld). Gene Ontology annotation, biological process: N-acylphosphatidylethanolamine metabolic process; N-acylethanolamine metabolic process. Bases 388 to 1578 code for a protein of 396 amino acids. Gene Ontology annotation, molecular function: zinc ion binding; N-acylphosphatidylethanolamine-specific phospholipase D activity. Gene Ontology annotation, cellular component: membrane-bounded organelle; cytoplasm. The transcript has 5 exons. The record is from RefSeq and is a predicted model, not a curated record. Lineage: Eukaryota; Metazoa; Chordata; Mammalia; Rodentia; Cricetidae.